Messenger RNA from Salvelinus fontinalis (brook trout), 8125 nucleotides. RefSeq names its product huntingtin-interacting protein 1-related protein-like. Gene Ontology annotation, cellular component: actin cortical patch; clathrin-coated vesicle. The transcript has 32 exons. Gene Ontology annotation, molecular function: clathrin light chain binding; clathrin-cargo adaptor activity; phosphatidylinositol-3,4-bisphosphate binding. The record is from RefSeq and is a predicted model, not a curated record. The coding region runs from base 361 to 4506 and encodes 1381 amino acids. Lineage: Eukaryota; Metazoa; Chordata; Actinopteri; Salmoniformes; Salmonidae. Gene Ontology annotation, biological process: endocytosis; clathrin coat assembly; actin filament organization.
UACAUAUACAAUUUUGUCACGUAAAAUAUCGGAGAAAUACGUAUAAUGGAAUGAAAAUUACGCGCAGGAAUGCACAGUGCGUUGCGCAAAAAUAAACGACCUCACCAUAUAAUUUAGAGAAUAAAUAAUGUCCAUUCAUUAAUACAGUAUUUCCACCUGUAAUUUGCUACUACUAUCAUUCACUCUGUCACUAAUCGGAGAAGGUUUCGAUACACCGGUUUGCGAGUCGCGUGAUUCUGACGUGCCAUCCCCAUUGUAGAUUGACUACCCAGAACAGACAGGUAUCGGCAAACUGCUAGUGUGGGUGGCUGGGACAGCAACUAGUCGGAUCAUUUCAUCCCAGUGGAUUACAGCGGCAAAAUGAGCUCGAGUAAACCGAAAAACAAAAGCGAGAAUAAAACUGAGAAGCAAUUGGCUGCGGAGAAAGAACAGUUUGGAAAACUACAGCUCCACAGCAUCAGUAAAAGCAUCACCUCCAGUGAGACACCGCUGAAGGAGAAAUAUGCACGCAGUAUCAUCAUGGGGACCCAUAAGGAGGGCGGAGCCACAACGUUCUGGUCGUUCAUCAUCAACCUGCCGCUCUCCUCCAACGCCAUCAUCAGCUGGAAGUUCUGCUACAUGCUGCACAAAGUCCUCCGGGACGGACACCAUAACGCUGUGAGAGACUCUCAUAGAUACAGCAGGAACGUCAAAGACAUGGGCAUACUCUGGGGGAACUUACAUGAUAGGUACGGCCAUAUUGUGGCCCUUUCAGCCAAGUUCCUGUCCAUCAAAAUGGAGUUCCAUGUGAAGCACAAGGUUAUUCCAGGUAACCUGGAGGCCGCAGAUGAGACGGUGGAGAGAGAGGCAGGAACUGACGUCAACAAAAUAUUUGAUAUGACCCAUGAGCUGUUAGAUUACCUGGACGCUGCUCUGAAAAUGUCAGAGACAGUUUGGCGACAGCUGGAUGCCAACGCGGGCAAGUCCACCACUCCGGCCGGACAGUGUCGUCUGGGACCUCUAAUUCCUGUUAUACUGGACUGCAGCUGGCUCUACCACUUCUCUGUCAAACUGCUGUUCAAACUGCACAGCUGUGUUUCAGCUGACUCUCUUCUCGGACACCGGGAGAGAUUCCGUGAUCUGUUCAACAGCCUCACUAAGUUAUUUGAUCGAGCCAGAGAGACGGAGUUCUUCAAAAAAGUUAUUCAGAUCCCUGACCUGCCAGAUUCUCCUCCGAACUUCCUGCGUGCCUCUGCACUGGCGGAGUACGUGCGGCCGGUGGUGGUGAUGCCCAAUGAGGAGCCUUAUGAAGAAGUCGAGGCGGCGCCAGACUACAGCCAAGCGCCCCAGAUGCCACAGCAACCGUACAACAUGUUAAGUCAGCUGGGAGCUCCUGAUGCUGGAUUUGAUCACAGAAGAUCUCCGUCUCCAGCUCUGACGGAGGCAGAGACUCUGAGGAAGGAGCUGGAGGUCAUCAAACCAGAGCUGCAGCUUUUCAAAACAGAGGCUCAGAGGUGUGUGACCCAGCUGAAGUCUCAGGUGAACAGGCUGGAAGCAGAGCUGGAGGACCAGAGGACCCAUAAGCAGAUGGCUUUGGUGGACAAUGAACACCUGCGCAUGGAGGUAGGGGCCUUACGACAGGCCACCGUCGCCCUACCAGGGGUACAGGCUGGAUACCAGGAAGCUGAUGGUCGAGCCCAGGCAGCUGAGCUGCGUUUUUCUCAGCUCAAAGAGCGACACGCUGAACUGGUCACCAGCCACGCUGAUCUACUGAAGAAGAAUGCAGAGACAGUCAGGUUCUUGUCCAGCACCCAGCAGAACCAGGAGAAAUUGGCCACGGCCAAACAGCAGCUGGCCAGCGAGGUGGACCUCCUUCGACAGGAGAAUAGACUCAAGCUGGAGCAGCAGAAGCAGGAGAUAGAUCGGCUAAACAGAGAGCUGUUGGACCAGAGAGCAGCGUUAGGUGAAGUCCACAGUGUCCUGGACAACAAAGAGAUGGCUGGUUCCCAAAUGACUGGUGCUCUGCAGGGUCUCCAGCGAGAGAGGGAGGAACUGCUGCGCUGUUUAAGGGAGAAAGAGGGUGAAGUGUCCUCCCUACAGCAGCAGGCUCAGCUCCAUCACAGCUCCAUGGAGCAGGACAGGGACAGAUCAGCCAGAGAGAUAGCCAGCCUGAGGCAACAGCUACAGCAACAGCUGGCUAUAAACGCAGAGCAGAGAGUGGAGAUUGACAGACUGAAGCGAGAGCUGGAGCAGAGUCGAGCGGAGGUGUCACGCGCUAACAAUGCCCUGCAGAACAAGGAGAUGACUGGUUCUCAGAUGAACAGUGCCCUGAUGGGUCUCCAGACCGAGAGAGAGGGGCUGCUGCGCUCUGUGAGGGAGAAAGAUGCUGAGCUGUCCUCUUUAAGGCAGCAGGCACAGCUCCAACGCAGCUCUCUGGAGCAGGACAACGACAGGACAUCCAGAGAGAUGGCCAGUCUGAGGCAACAGCUACAGCAACAGGCAUCUCGUGAGGGUGAGCUGACCAGGAAGCUGCAGGAGGAACAGUUCUGUCUGCUCCAGUGUGCCGUGGUGGAGGCUGAAGGCAUCAUACUGGACGCUGUGUCCAAACUGGACGACCCCAUACACGUACGCUGCAUCUGCUCUCCAGAUUACCUGGUGAACCGAGCUGAGAUCACCCUGGGUUCUUUGGACAAGAUGCAGCAGAGUCACGUGGUCUACCUGGGAAAUAUGGACGAUGCCAGUGGUCUUCUGAGGGCUGUGACACAGUUCUCCCAUCUGGCUUCUGACACCAUCGUCAACGGAGGAGCUACAGCACAUAGUGCUCCUACUGACCAGGCCGACCGUCUGACUGACAGUUGUAGAGAAGCUUCCACCCACUGUCUGCAGUUCCUACAUGAGCUGAAAUCCAGAGCCACGUUACAGAGAGCCGACCCUACUACGAUACGCUAUGUAAUGCAACGUAUACUCACUAUGGGACAGGAUCUGCGUCUUCAAGGGCAGGAUGUUCUAAAAGAGGAGCUGGGGGAAAUGGUGGAUAAAGAGAUGACUGCUACCUCUACUGCAAUAGAGGAGGCUGUACUCCGCAUGGACGAGAUCCUGAACCAGGCCAGGAGAGACACGUCUGGGGUCAAACUGGAGGUCAACCAGAGCAUCCUUGGCUCCUGUUCAGACCUAAUGAAGGCCAUCCACAUGCUGGUGACAGCUGCCACUGACCUGCAGAAAGAUAUUGUGGAAAGCGGCAGAGGGGCAGCAUCAGUGAAGGAGUUCUAUGCUAAGAACUCCUGUUGGACUGAAGGCCUCAUCUCUGCCUCCAAGUCAGUGGGCUGGGGCGCCACUCAGAUGCUAGACUCGGCUGACAAGGUGGUAACUAGCGGGGGUAAAUACGAGGAGCUCAUCGUCUGUUCUCAUGAGAUCGCUGCUAGUACCGCCCAGCUGGUCGCUGCCUCCAAGGUGAAGGCGGACCGCAACAGCAAGAAGCUGUCGACGCUGCAGCAGGCCUCGAGACACGUCAACGACAUGGCUGCCGUAGUGGUGACCUCCACCAAUCACGGACAGAGGCAGAUCACUGAGAGAGAACCCAUGGACUUCUCAGGCAUCUCCCUGAUCAAAGUGAAGACUCAAGAGAUUGAGUCUCAGGUGAAGUUGUUGGAGCUGGAGAAUCAGCUGGAACAGGAGAGAGUUCGUCUGGGAGAGCUGAGGAAGAAACACUACCAGCUGUCUGGGACUGGUACACCCCACGGGGGGGAGGUGGAGGGGGGAGACAGGGAUGACGAGGGAGACAGCUUCCCACCCCCUCCCCCUCCAACCCUCUUACCAGCCUCCACCCUGCUGCCCCAGCCCUACCUAAACACACAGCCCUUCUCACAGACACAACCCGACUCACAACUAUCAGCUCAGUCCUACUCACCACCCAAGUCCUACUCACACACUCAACCCUAUUCACAAACAAAGCCUUACUCUGAACCUGAAUCCUACUCACAGCCUGCAACGCAAUCCUACUCACCACCCCAACCUUUCUCACCACCCCAAUCUUACUCAUCAUCCCAAACCCAGUCUUACUUACCACCUCAAUCGUAUUCUCAAACCCAAUCCUACUCACAUCCCCAAACAUACUCUCAAAGCCAGCCGUAUGUAAACACCAAUCCCUUCUCCCAACCCCCGCCUCUGUCCGCGCCUCUGUCCGCGCCUCUGUCCCAGCCACUGUCCCAGCCUCUGUCCCAGCCUCUCUUCUUGCCUCUGUCCCAGCCACUGUCCCAGCCUCUCUCCCAGCCUCUGUCCCAGCCACUGUCCCAGCCUCUCUCCCAGCCUCUGUCCCAGCCACUGUCCCAGCCUCUCUCCCAGCCUCUGUCCCAGCCCGAGUCCCUUCCCCUUCCAAAUAAUUCAGUAGAACUCGCCAAGCCAACCCACACUUCAAAGAAACCUUCCAUCUUCCAGAAAACAGGAACCCUGUUUAGUAAGUUCCGAAGAGGUGAGGCUGGAACAGAGGAAUCCAGAAUCCGGAAUGUUAAAAUCCUAAAUCCAGAAUGAGAAGAUUCUACCUGUCUGCGUACCUUGUCAUGUGAACUACUGUAUAUGCAGUUUACUCAGGUGCAGUGAUUGAAGAACAACCCUUUUCAAGAUAGCAACUUUAUUGUAAUAUUUGAUAUUUCUAAAUGUCUUGAUACACUAUUUGAUUACACAAAAAACAUCUGGGUAAAUAACGGUUAAUAAUAUUAUUAUUAUUACUAGCAUUAUUACUUCUUUUAAGAACGUGUAUUAUCUUUCUAUUUGAAAAAGCAGUCAUCUCUUACUGACCACUGCAGUGCUUGUAGGAAGAAUUGUGUCUAAACCAACAUCCCAAUGCUUUGUCCAAAUGCCUUAAAAAUACUUGAAUAUACUACAUGGUAAACAACCAAUCAACGUACAGCCGCCUAUUCGUCUUUACAUAGUAUCUCUUAUGUGAGUAUACUUACUUCACAUAGAUUUUAAUAUUUGUAACAUGUAUUGAGAUAAACAGACGUUUUAAAUGAAUAUAUACCUUUCCAUUUGUCCUGAAGUGUAGAUUUAGUUGUUGUGAUUGACAGGAGAGAUGACCAAUGGCGCUUUCUUUGCAACUGGGAUUGACCCCUGGGCUGAAGUAUGGAUAGAGCGUGUCAGCAAAGUUGCGGCCCAUGUAAAAGUUGAUAUGGCGUCGAGCUCCCAGGUCACAAGACCACACCCGGCCUUGUUCGUAGUCUAUGUAUAUCCCGACCUUUGAGGGUCUGUGGGUCAAGGAGAGAGGAACAGGAAAGUCACCAAGAGCUUCGUAUUUGCUCCAGUCUCUCAGCCAUGUUUCCCAGUAUCCAUUCUCAGGGUUAGUAGCACACUGCCCGUCCUGUUGAUGACCUCUGUGGCCACUCCUAACGUCCAGUCAGUCUUCCCCCUCACCGUCACCUCCCUGAGGAGAAUCCCUGCUUUUCCAGAAACACUGAUGGACAGUUCAGAUCUUCCUGAGUAGUCUGGAAGAUUCUAUCUUUGCUCUCCUCCUCUUCUCGUGUUUCGCCGUGUCACUUGUUUCCCCGACCGAGUUACCCUCUGAGCAGUGUGUAUAUGCUGUACUGAAUACAGUGUUUACGUAGUGUUACGUACAGUGAGGUGAUGAAUGUAAUGUACUGGUUAUUCAUUACAGUAUGUUAGGUAUAGACGUAUGCAGUAUGCACGGUGGGAAUGUACCUGCACUUUGAAAAAUACAACAACAUACAGUGGGGUCCGGGAUGAUUGAAUUAUUGCGUCUUGUGAUAAAGAUGAGCAAAAAAUACUGAGCUACUGUACUGUAUAUUGUAUGCUCAAAGAAAUAGAACAUUUUGUUAUACGAAUACAGUUGCUCAGAGAAAUAACAAAUAUUAAAAACAGAAAUCGAAUAAAGAUAGGAGUCACACUUAUUGGAUCCUGUUUUCAAUACUCUGGCACCCUUCCCUUGCGAGGAUAAUGACACUGAGCCUUAUUUCUAAAAUGUUUUAUGGCCAUUGGAGAACACCGUGGGAGGGAUCUUAGACCAUUCAUCCAGACAGAAUCUGUCCAGAUCCUUGAUGUCCUUCAUCUGCUCUUAUGGACUGCCCUCUUCAAUUCAAACCACAGCUUUUCAAUGGGAUUCAAGUCCGGAGACUGAGAUGGCCAUUGCAAAAUGUUGAUUUUGUGCUCAAUUAACCAUGUCUUUGUGGAUUUUGAUGUGGGCCUGGGGUUAUUGUCUUGCUGGAAGCAAUAUACAAUAUAUAUGUGUGUGUAUGUGUGUAUAUAUAUGUGUAUGUGUGUGUAUAUAUAUGUAUAUAUGUGUAUGUGUGUUUGUGUAUAUAUAUAUUCUUUAGACUAGUUGAGUAUCUGGAGCAUCAGCAUUUGUGGGUUUGAUUACAGGCUCAAAAUGUCCAGAAACAAAGACCUUUCUUCUGAAACUCAUCAGUCUAUUCUUGUUCUGAGAAGUUAAGGCUAUUCCAUGCAAAAAAUCGCCAAGAAACUGAAAAUCUCGUACAACGAUGUGUACUACUCCCUUCACAGAACAGCGCAAACUGGCUCUAACCAGAAUAGAAAGAGGAGUGGGAGGCCCCGGUGCCCAACUGAGCAAGAGGACAAGUACAUUAGAAUGUCUAGUUUGAGAAACAGACGCCUCACAAGUCCUCAACUGGCAGCUUCGUUAAAUAGUACCCGCAAAACACCAGUCUCAACAGUGAAGAGGUGACUCCGGGAUGCUGGCCUUUUUAUUUUAAAGGGAGGUGCGUGGAUCAUGAAACCAGUCAGUAUCUGGUGUGACCACCAUUUGCCUCAUGCAGGGCAAAAUGUUUUUUUAUUUAACUAGGCAAGUCCGUUAAGAACAAAUUCUUAUUUACAAUGACGGCCUACCCCAGGCCAAUUGUGCGCCGCCCUAUGGGACUCCCAAUCACGACCAGAUGUGAUGAAGCCUAAAUUUGAAACAAGUACUGCAGUGAUGCCUCUUGCACUGAGAUGCUGAGAUGCAGCGUUCAGACCACUGAACCACUCGGGAGCCCCAUAUCCUUUGCAUAGAGUUGAUCAGGCUGUUGAUUGUGUCCUGUGAAAUGUUGUCCCACUCCUCUUCAAUGGCUGCGCAAAGUUGCUGGAUAUUGGCGGGAAUUGGAAACGCUGUCGUAAAUGAUCCAAAGCAUCCCAAACAUGCUUAGUGGGUGACAUGUCUGGUGAGUAUGCAAGCCAUGGAAGAACUGGGACAUUUUCAGCUUCCAGGAAUUUUUAACAGAUCCUUGCGACAUGGGGCCGUGCAUUAUCAUGCUGAAACGAGGUGAUAGUGGAAGAUGAAUGGCACGAAAAUGGGCCUCACUAUCUCGUCACGGUAUCUCUGCAUUCAAAUUGCCAUCGAUAAAAUGCAAUUGUGUAGGUUACUUUCUAAAUGUAAUCCGUUACAGUUACUAGUUACCUGUCCAAAUUUGUAAUCAGUAACGUAACUUUUGGAUUACCCAAACUCAGUAACGUAAUCUGAUUACAUUCAGUUACUUUUAGAUUACUUUCCCCUUAAGAGGCAUUUGAAGAAGACAAACAUGUAUGUUACUAAUUGAACUACAUUUAUUGCAGGACAAACUUCUCUAAAAUGAUGUUGGAGGCAGCAUAUGGUAGAUAAAUUAACAUUAAAUUAUCUGGCAACAACUCUGGUGGACAUUCCUGCAGUCAGCAUGCCAAUUGCACACUCCCUCAAAAAUUAAGACUUCUGUGGCAUUGUGUUGUGUGACAAAAAUACACAUUUUAGUGGCCUUUUUUUUGUCCAUGACCUUCAGGACGCCCUCAUUGAUUUUAUUAGUAAUUCUCACUCGUAUAUCAUAUUAACAUGGCAUAGGUCAUGGAUUUUAGCUGUAAAACUGCAAAUAUUUUCUCUUUCUACUAAUUUCUCUAAAAUUAGUAGAAAUGCAUGACAUUUUUUAUAAAAUUGCAACAUUUUCUUUCCGCCCCAUGGCAAAAUGUGUAGAAUUGCAGGAAAUUAAUUUUAAAACUCUGUCCAGAAGGGGGCCACUCAAUUGUUUUGACCCCCCCCCCCCCCCAACCGAAUCUCGCUUAGGGCCCCCAAAAUACUAAGGCCGGGCUCUGGCUGGAAGAUCCACUUGUGGCCAAGUUCAGCUUCCUGGCUGAGGUCACCAGGUUUUUAGCUAAAAUAUCCACUAAAUGUCAUGAU